Glarea lozoyensis ATCC 20868 is the source of this 2214-nucleotide messenger RNA. Its product is annotated as non-hemolytic phospholipase C precursor, putative. The coding region runs from base 1 to 2214 and encodes 737 amino acids. Gene Ontology annotation, molecular function: hydrolase activity, acting on ester bonds. The record is from RefSeq and is a predicted model, not a curated record. The transcript has 10 exons. NCBI's taxonomy places the organism in Eukaryota, Fungi, Ascomycota, Leotiomycetes, Helotiales, Helotiaceae.
AUGGUUCGUGUCCACGAGGAGUCCAGAAUCGACGGCAGACGGCAAACGGCAACCUAUGAACGGCCACACGCCGCUUACGGUUGGUUGGCAGUCGUGCUCCCGCUGUUGCUUGGCGAUGCCGGACUUAAGGGAAUCGGCCUUCGGUCCCGAUGCAUCCGCGGCCCCGGCUCUUUGUUCGCCGAUCGGGCGAGCAUGCUAAAUCGCGGAGCGACAGCGACCGAGCCACCGUCUCCCGAAGGUUGUCAUCCGCAUUGUCCGCAUGCACUUGGCUUGCCAGAUUCAUUGUAUUUUGGGACAAUGGCUGGUGUGCGAGGUUUUGCAGAUCCAAAUGUCCAGAUCAACCCAGACGGCAGGACCACUUUUCAGCAACUGGUCACCGAUCCCGGAGACAUAAACCCUAGACGUCUGCAGUCACUCAACCUGUUCGAGAGACUCUGGCAAUUGGUGCUCUUCCUCUUGGGUCUAUUCAUACCCAAGGAGAGAUCUCUUCUAAAUGCAGAUGUGACACAAUUAACUCCGUGGCAUAUCAAUUAUUUAGGAGGAGACUGGCAUAAGGCGACCCAAUGUUACGGAGGAGGGGAUAAUAGCUGGGAGGCUGGCCACAUUUCAUUCAACGGAGGGCUAUCGAAUAAGUGGGUUUCUACCAAUACCCCGUAUAGUUGGGGCUUUUUCAACCGAGCAGAUGUUCCUAUUCAUUUUGAUAUCGCCGAAGGGUGGACUAUUGGCGAUAUGUAUCAAGAGGGCAUCCUCGCUGCAACAAGUCCAAACCGAGUGUUAUGGAUGAGUGGUACUGUCAAUAGCCCCGGAUCUCCUAACAAUCCAGAUGGGAAUGGAAACAUGAUUCUAGACAAUCAGGCAUCACCAGGUUGUAAAAAGCCACGAGUCAAUUGCUUUCCGUUUACGUGGAAGACAAUCCCCGAGUACUGGCAGGAAGCAGGUGUUGAUUGGCAGCUCUACCAGGAUCCGGAUAAUUUCGAAGACAACUCACUCGCGUAUUUCGUGCAGUACCAGAAGGCGAGUAAGGAUUCAGAACUUCGUAAGCGAGGAAACUCCUAUCUCGGAUUGAAGAGGUUUUAUGAAGACGCGGCUGCAGGUAAGCUUCCGGAGAUUAGCAUCAUUGUUGGGCCAGCAGAGUUGGCCGAGCACAUGCCGUAUCUCCCAUCAGAUGGCGCUUGGCUACAAAAGCAGGUGGUCGACGCAGUCACCCAUAGUCCCAAUUACAACGAGACUGCGCUCAUUCUUAGCUAUGAUGAGGUGGGAGGAUAUGGCGACCAUGUCGUUCCAUUCCAGGCGCCAAAAGGUACGCCUGGCGAAUGGAUUGAAGACCCUUACGGCUUAGUAGGUGAAACAGCGAUUGGGCCAGGCUACAGACUACCAUUCUACAUAAUAUCACCGUGGACUCGCGGAUCUCAAGUAUUCACAGAACACGCAGAUCAUACCUCUCAGAUUAUGUUUCUCGAAACAUGGCUCGAAGCUAAGGGUUACUCGGGUAUUAGAAGCAAGGAGAUGUCACCGUGGAGGCGGGCGCACAUGUCAAAUCUUCCUGAUCUUUCCUUGCCGAACAUAACACGUGCUGAGACUCCAUUAACGUGGUCCCCGCCCAAGAUCAGACCUGACGGGCCGCUUGGUUCCAAUUCUGACAACUACAUCGGAGCCGCCAUGUGUCAGGCGAGGUACAAGACUGCACACCCACCAGUUCCGUACGGGCGUGAAAAUGCAAAUGCGGACCCGGCAAGGCUCGUUGAAGAAGGCUUUAAACAGGUACGAGGGUCAUUAACAGAAGGUCGAUACCUCACUGUCGAAAUGGGCGGCUUUGCUUUGACCAACGAAGGUACUGAAUCUUCGAAUUUGACCAUUAGCAAAGCCACCCCAAAACACGAAGACAUCCGCCAGAGAUGGAUUCUCCGCCUCGUAGGUGAACAGGGUGGGAAUACUUUCAACAUACGAAGUGCUUUUGAUCUGUCAUAUAUUUCAACAAAUCAGACACUAGAAAGAUCUAGAGCCAACGCUCAAAUAUAUGCGAUCACUGAUCUCGGCAAUGGACAGGGUCAUGUUCUCACAGCUAGGAAAUUGACAGGCUCGAUUGAGAACGGUAAAAGCGAAUUAAGAAAGGAGUUCGUUGAGCGUCAAAUAUUAGGUGUUCGUGAUGGUGUUGUUGAAUUUGGACACAAGAUAAUGGGCUGGAAGAUUUUUAGCGUCACGUAUCAUUCCUGA